Messenger RNA from Onychostruthus taczanowskii (white-rumped snowfinch), 4101 nucleotides. RefSeq names its product RNA binding motif protein 11 (gene RBM11). Gene Ontology annotation, biological process: regulation of alternative mRNA splicing, via spliceosome. The record is from RefSeq and is a predicted model, not a curated record. The transcript has 5 exons. NCBI's taxonomy places the organism in Eukaryota, Metazoa, Chordata, Aves, Passeriformes, Passeridae. Gene Ontology annotation, cellular component: nucleus. Gene Ontology annotation, molecular function: single-stranded RNA binding. Bases 1567 to 2136 code for a protein of 189 amino acids.
GCUAAUAAUAAAAUAUGCAUUUUUCACAACCUAUUGCAUAUUCAUGUACCCUCAUGCAUAUCCAUAAACUACUUUACAUUUUCCAGGAACUAUUUUACAUGGUCCCUCCUUGGGUCUGCCUUUUUAGUGUGUGUGUGUUUCUUGGCUGUGGUUUUCGCUCCUCCUUAUCACUUCCAGUUUGGACCUUUGUCCAUACUUUCUUCACACUGCAGAUGCUGAUAGUUGGCAUAUCAAUAGCAGGGUCCUCAUUACAUGUUCACUGGAUAAGUUUUUGUUAAUAGCAGAAAUAAAAGCAAAGUUAUUUUAACAUUAUGCAUAUAACAUUCAUCCUAGUAUUUGCGAAAAGCCCACAACAUAAUUUGUAUUUAUAAUAAAAGCUUGGAUCAGGAAUUCUCACUGUGCCAUGAGCUCUGCUCCCUUGCCCAGGGGCUGCUGCUGCGACUUUGGAUACACUCUUUCCCCCAGCUUUCUGCCUGUGACCGGCUGCCUUUGGAAGCUUAUCAGGAGCAAAAGUGUCUGUUCAUUUGCCCAGCUGUGACUGGACAACUCUAGCAGUUUACUGCAGAGAUUAGGUCAGUCUGUUGUUCAUGGUUCAUGGUUUAAAAUCACUUCUGCUGUUCAAGCUAAUGCUAUAAAUAAAGUGGACUUUUGUAGGCAAGGUUAUGAAUUGUUAAUGAUGUAAUUUUAUUCUGAAUUGUUAAUUAGUGUAGUAGAUUGUGAUACCUAAUUUAUGUAAUAAAUUAUGAAGUAAUAAGUUAAAAAGUUAAAUGUGCUGUAGUAUAAAUGUGUGCCCACUAGAGGGGGGUGUUGAGAUCAGAGUGGGGGAACUUUCUAGAAAGCUACCUCAUGAGAUGAUAACAUUAAUAUGUACUAUGAUUGGUAAACUAGCCAGCCAAUGAAGCCUCAGAAUUCUAGAAUGAUUGGCCAGGAAUGCACCAUCUUAUGGACCAACCAGGAAAAGGCCCAAUGAACAAGUGGAUUGAAAGCGCAGUACCUGGUGUCCUUCUGCCAAAUCAGCUCCUGUCCAAGGAAACUCCCUGUGUUGCACACAGUUUGUUCGUUUGCAUCUCUGACUUGCCGUGUAGGCCCCAGGCUUACCCUGAGGUCUCGUCUUCAGUUGUCUUGAUUUUUAAUAAACAGGCCCAAGCCUUUUAAAAGAUCUUGGCCUCAUUUCACCUGAGCCACCAUUGUAACACAGUGCAGAAACAGGUUUUCCGUAUGGCUGGCAUGGACUUCUAUCUGAUAAAACCCUCUCUCUUUCCUCCUGAGCUGAGCACUAGCUCUGUUUGCAGCCUCCUCUGCAGUAAGAAGAGGUAUUGCAAUGGUAAUAGCAGGAGUGGAUGGUGGGAGUUCUAGUCUGGGAGGGUGGAUUGUUUUUCAUGGUUGGUCAGUUUGUUUUGCAUCAGUCAUCCCUGCUAGAACUUAAUAUUCAGUGGCAAAAAUGGAAGAGAAAACCUUCAUGUUUGUAUUUACCAUCAUUACUACGCACCGAACAAUUAAGUACAGUGUCACAGAUGCUGGGGGUGGUGUCACAAACAGACGCAACACCUGCUCUCCUGAGUUCCAAUGUUGCCAGGAGCCAGGCCUGGCCCCUCACACCGAGUCCUGGAGUGCAGCUUCCCUGAAGCUGGGGCGCUCUUCUCGCACACCCGCAGGGCUCCCACAGGAUCCAUGUCGUCGCUGGGGCGGUCCGAGGCAGCGGAGCAGACUCUGCUCGUGGGUAACUUGGAGAGCCGGGUCAGGGAGGAGAUCCUGUAUGAGCUCUUCCUGCAGGCUGGACCAUUAACCAAAGUGAUGAUUUGUGAGGACAAAGAAGGAAAACCUAACUCUUUUGGCUAUGUCUGCUUUAAACACAAAGUAUCAGUGCCUUAUGCAAAAGCUCUGCUGGAUGGAAUCUGUUUGUAUGGAAGACCAAUUACUGUGCAGUAUUGGAGAGGGAACUCUCCCUCACCAGAACUAGACAAUUGUGCAGAUGGUUUUGAACACCAUAUUGACUUAGAGUCUCUUGCAGAAAGGCAUCAAGAGCUUUCUGGAAAUUCUCCAUUUCCUGUUACUCCUUUGCCAGUGGACAACAGUUUACUUCAUGAUCACCCUGGCUUUCAAGAGGUGAAUCAAGACUGCACGGAGUUACCCUGAAUUUGCCACAUCCAAGUGACUGUGAAGUGCACCAAGCAGGAUGAAAGAAAGAGAAAAUGGCAAAGUUGUGACAAUGACUAGUACUGAAGAUAAUAAAAGGAGACAAAGACAGUGUGGCCAAAACUGGGGAAAAAAAAACCCAAACCCCAAGAAAAAGACAUCUUAAUACUGUAUAUUUUUAUUAUUAUAUUUGCUUUCAUCUUUGAACUUUAUUAAAGAAGGAAUGUUCCAGAUUCAUAGUAUUUUUGAGAAGCAUUAUGCAUACAAACUUAGAAUAUCCUGAGGCAGAAGGGUCAUGGAGUCCAGCUGGACCCGAACCCUCUGUGUUGUCCCCCUUCCCAUCCCCUCCCAGCACACCAGCCCCCUGGGGAACAAGUUCUCCCUAAAACCCUACCAGAGCCCACUGAAACAGCAAGGUCUGGCUUUUGUGUCCCUUCUACACCGUUUGCCACAACUGCAAGGAGUCUGGCUGGUUCCACCGUACUUGCAAUGGUCCUUUAAGUAGCUGCAAAUUUCAUGGGCCCAGCUACAUCAACCUCUUGCCUUUACUGUUCUCAAUAAGAGGCAUUGAUUUGAAAUAUAUUCACAGAAUAGUUAGUUGGUGGUUGGAAAGGAGCUUUGGAGAUCGUCUAGUCCAAUCACCCCACCAAAGGAGGGUCACCUGGAGGUGACGCAGGAAUGUGUCCAGGUAGGUUUUAGUCUUGACUGUCUCUGGAGGACACUCCACAACCUCUCUGGGAAGCUGUCCCACUGCUCUGCCACCCUUAAUGGAAAGAAGUUCUUCCUCAUGUUAAGGUGAAGUUUGGUUGUUCAUUACCACUGAAGUCAAAGGCUGUCAGCUUGUGUAGCUAUUUGUACUUAUAAGUAGGUAAUCAGAAUAACCACUGGACUAUAACAAGCAAAAGAGAGUUUACUUUAUUGAUUUUUUUUUUUGGUAGCAGUAGAAGGACCACAUUUUUGCAACAUUCUUUUCAAUAAUGGUUCAGUUCUUGUGACUUUAAUACAUAUGGAAAUAAUUCUGCAUUUAACAAGAAUGAAAGUUCCACAAAAAUGUGAAACAAAUAAUUGCUAAUUGUGUGGAAGACCUGUCUUGCACUGUUGCAGCUGUCCUUACUCUUAAAAUAAUCUAAACCUAAUUAAAAAAAACUCUGAACCCAGGAAUAAAUCAUAACAAAUUGUUUACUACCGAAAUCUACAGAAACAUUACAUGAGCAAACCACUUUGAUAAUAAUAACAGCUAUUUUUUGUCAACUGCUUUACAAAACUGGAUCAAAAUGUGAUGGUAUAUUGCAAAGCAUGAAAAUCAACACUAAAAUGCUUUGUUAUUUUUAUUUCUGUGCAAAAUGUUAAAUGGCUGAAACAAAUGAUAAACAUGCCACCCCUAGAAUUAAAAAAAAAACAAACAACAAAUUAAAUUAUUAGAUGGUGCAUUAAGUGCAAAAGGCUGCUCCAUGUGCUUAGAUCUAGCUUUGGCUUCAAUCUGGAUUGAAGUAAUGUGUAAAAUGCAUCUCCUUUUUUCACUAUGAGAACAGUGAGGCAUUGGAACAGUUGUGCAGAGAGCAGUUAAGCAGUACCUGUCCUUGGAAGUUUUCAGACCAGGCUGGAUAAAGCCCUGAGCAACAGGGCCUAACAUAACACCUAAUCCUGCAGUGACUGGACUAAAAACUACCCGAGGUCACUUCUAACAGGAAUGAUUGUAUUCUGACAUGGUAUUGUGACAGAACUACUCCUAGUAACAAUCUACAAGCAUUUCUGUUUGAAGGUUCACCAUCUCUUAUUUCCUAAGACAAAAUACCCUCAAUUGGUAUCUGAUAAUUUACAAGCAAGCUUGCAUUUGAAAUCAAACUUCGUUGGAACUAAGUUAGACUCUUACACUAUCAAGUGUCGAGAGCCUGAAGUAUGAUUCAGCAAGGACCUUAAAAAAAAGAAAACAGACUGAAAAGUGUACAAAACUUUAUACCUGGA